Molecule: messenger RNA, 709 nt
Organism: Argentina anserina (silverweed cinquefoil)
Lineage: Eukaryota; Viridiplantae; Streptophyta; Magnoliopsida; Rosales; Rosaceae
Product: signal recognition particle 19 kDa protein
Exons: 4
Coding region: 81-485 (134 amino acids)
Biological process (GO): SRP-dependent cotranslational protein targeting to membrane, signal sequence recognition; SRP-dependent cotranslational protein targeting to membrane
Cellular component (GO): signal recognition particle, endoplasmic reticulum targeting
Molecular function (GO): 7S RNA binding
Source: RefSeq, a predicted model, not a curated record
AAUAGCUCGAUUUGCAGACUCUCUGAAGCUCCGGCCAGUCAGUUUCUUAAUCCCCUGGGUUUUAUUUGUUUAUUUGAGAGAUGGACAAGAGCCUGCCAAGUAUAAAGAAAUGGGUUGUGAUGUAUCCGGUUUAUAUCAAUUCGAAGAAAACUGUGGCUGAAGGGAGGAGAAUAGCUAUUGAGAAGGCGUGUGAGAAUCCGACUUGUGCUGAGAUUGGGGAUUGCUGCACCCAUUUCAAAAUUCCUUUUGCAAUUGAGAUAGAUAAGGCUUAUCCACGUGAUUUCUUUCAAAGAGGGAGAGUGAGGGUAUUGCUCAAAAAGGAUGAUGGAACUCCAUUUAAUCCUGCCAUUGCUACUAGGAAGCAGCUGAUGCUUCGAGUUGCUGAGUUGGUUCCUAGACAUCCUGGUAGGACCAAGAAGCAGGAGCCAGCAUCCACAUCUAAUGCGUCUUCCAAACCUGGGAAGCAUGGGAGGAAAAAGAGAUAGAAGCCAUUGUAAAAUCCCUGUUUUCAUGUGUUCACUUUUGUCCGCAUAGACAUUCAGAUGGUACGGCUAGUUUAUGUUGGAAAUACGUGGACAAAGAUGUGGUAUUUGUUGAGGAUGUUUUAUUUGAUUUGGGUAGAGCAUUCCCUUGGACUGGGAAGUUACUGAUACUGCUUUGUUCAUUUUUUGUGUUCACCAAAAGAAGAGUAGAGGGGUGAAUUAACGUA